Messenger RNA from Aspergillus versicolor CBS 583.65, 2351 nucleotides. RefSeq names its product CoA-acylating methylmalonate-semialdehyde dehydrogenase. NCBI's taxonomy places the organism in Eukaryota, Fungi, Ascomycota, Eurotiomycetes, Eurotiales, Aspergillaceae. The transcript is spliced from 3 exons. The coding region runs from base 378 to 1934 and encodes 518 amino acids. Gene Ontology annotation, molecular function: methylmalonate-semialdehyde dehydrogenase (acylating, NAD+) activity; malonate-semialdehyde dehydrogenase (acetylating, [NAD(P)+]) activity. The record is from RefSeq and is a predicted model, not a curated record. Gene Ontology annotation, cellular component: mitochondrion. Gene Ontology annotation, biological process: L-valine catabolic process; thymine catabolic process.
CAAGGUAUUGUUAAUAGCAAAAGAACGGACGAAUGAGCAACCAAAAGGCUUGAGGGACAACGGGAUUCGCUUUAUUUAUAAUCUGCUAGUGGCUACAAACACCAGUACUCAAUUCAAUUACCCGAAGCUCGAUCAUCCCAAACGAAGAAUGCCAUUUAGCAUUCCAGCGGAUUGGUGCAGCGGAACAUCGAUGCAUCCAAGCAUUGUGUUGAUAGCACGAUACCAUGAUAAUAUAGAUAAUAUCAAUAGUAUGACGACUGAGGUUUUUUAUUCAACUUGAGCGUGUUACGACUUAAGGAGGACAUUGCCGGAAUUCGUGUCGGAUCCCAUGAAUACCGACCUUACAAAUCUUUCCUCGCCAAAGCCCUGCAGAAAACAUGGCCCAGCCGACCAACAUGCUUUAUCCUCCCUACUCGCAUGAUAAAAUCAUGAGCCCUCAGGACACACCGUACUUUACUGACAAUGAAUUCCGACAUUCGACCAGCCGCAGUUUCACCGAGGUGCGAGACCCUGCCACCAACAACCUGGUCACACGGGUUCCGCAAAUGACAACGGCGGAACUGGAGGAAUCGAUUUCUUCUGCUAAAGCGGCAUUCCCUAUCUGGCGGGGAAUGUCAGUGAUUGCCAGGCAACAGAUCAUGUUCCGCUAUGUUGGUCUGAUAAAAGAGAAUCAGGAGAGAAUCGCUGCCAUCAUUACGCUGGAACAGGGCAAGACGACUGCCGAUGCAAGAGGGGAUGUGUUGCGCGGCUUACAGGUUGCUGAGGCUGCGUGCGCUGGGCCUGAAUACAUGAAGGGAGAAGUUUUGGAGGUUGCGAAGGGCAUGGAAACGAGGACAUAUAGAGAACCGCUCGGUGUUGUUGCCGCUAUUUGUCCAUUUAACUUCCCAGCCAUGGUACCAUUGUGGUGCCUUCCAAUUGCAACAAUUACAGGCAAUACGCUUGUGCUCAAGCCGUCAGAGCGUGUUCCGGGGGCGGCAAUGAUUCUCGCUGAGUUGGCCGAGAAGGCAGGAUUCCCACCAGGGGUUAUCAACAUGGUCCAUGGCACCCACGAAACCGUCAACUUCCUGCUUGAUGCACCCGAGAUCAGGGCAAUCAGCUUUGUGGGCAGCAAUAAAGCAGGCGAGUAUAUCUUUGAAAGGGGCUCUGCCAAUGGGAAGCGAGUACAGGCAAACAUGGGCGCGAAGAAUCAUGCCCUUGUCAUGCCCGACGCCGACAAGGAUCAGGCCCUGGCCUCUAUCGUGAGCGCGGCAUUUGGUGCUGCCGGUCAGCGCUGCAUGGCCUUAUCCGUUGUUUUGUUUGUUGGGGAAACAAAAGACUGGCUUCCUGAGCUUGUUCAGCGAGCGAGGGCUUUUCGCGUGGACGCCGGCUUCGAGGACGGUGUGGACCUUGGCCCUGUUGUUACUCCAGAGAGCAAGACACGGAUUGGUAAUCUUGUAUCUAACGCUGAGGACGCGGGUGCGACGAUUGUGCUCGAUGGUCGCGGCUAUAUACCAGCAAAAUAUCCCAACGGUAACUGGGUUGGGCCGACAAUCAUCAGUGGCGUGCGCCCUGACAUGCAGUGCUAUCAGGAGGAGAUCUUUGGGCCAGUUCUCGUGUGUUUAAACGUAGAUUCUCUCGAUGCUGGGAUCGACCUCAUUAACAAGAACGAAUACGGAAAUGGGACCGCGAUUUUCACCUCCUCAGGAGCGGUGGCUGAGCGAUUUCGAAAGAAUAUAGAGGCCGGGCAGGUUGGAGUGAAUGUGCCCAUUCCUGUGCCACUUCCGAUGUUCUCAUUUACCGGCAACAAAAAGAGCAUUGCUGGUGGAGGAGCCAGCACCUUUUACGGGAAGCCCGGUGUGAAUUUCUACACCCAGUUGAAAACAGUUACAUCAAAGUGGGCGAGCAGGAACGUAUCGUUCGAAAAGGUCGAGCUGGCAAUGCCAGCUGAGCUUUAAAACAUACAAUGUCAAAUAAAGCCACGAUAUUGUAUAGCAAAUUCCACCUCAGAGAGUUUUGACCUUUUAUUCUUUUAUUUUUGUCCCUAAUGCCCAGAUCACCGCUGGCUCUCGAAGCAAUGGGUUCAGGGCGUGUUGGAUCUGAGAUAUAUGUUUCUCCCGCCCAGUGGAACAUUAACUCUUGCUGGUAGAGCUACUGUUGUACAUCCUCAAAAGACGAAUUCACGAGAUACCUGGUAGCAAUCGACUGCUUCGAGCUAGCAGACCGGAAGUGAUAUUCGCUUGCCACAUCGCAUUCCAUAGGUUUGGCUUCGUCAUCCAAAAUCUACCGAUAUUCUCCUAUCGUCUUUACUCUUAUCGCCCUUAUCUCCUUAUCGCCCUUAUCGCCCACACUAUCUUCGAUAAUGUUAUCGGGAU